AAUGUCCCUCUGGCGGAUGGCAAUCUGCUGCACAUGUUGCAACCAGAGCGGUUAACCAACCUUAUAUUCACGUGGCUCGAGAUAGUGGCACAUCAAGUGUUAGUGGACCAAACCCUAGGUGCAUCGAGGAAAGACGGCGUGUCGCACACCCUACGUGCAGCCUAUCGUGCUGUCUACGCUCAACUGCUAGUCGACAUGCUCAAAUUCCUUUCGUUCUACAUCCACAGUGCUCAGUUACCGGAGCCUAUUUCCGUCCUCUGCACUGCCAUAUUCCGGCUGUGUCUAAUCCUCGUGUACAAAAAUCCCGAGCCUAUUGCGCCGUCUACACAGCCAUAUUCCGUCUGUGUCGGUAGCAAGAAUGCUUGGUUGAUAGGUCGAAUUGAUUCUCUCACACGUGGACCAGCUGAGUCAAGAAGACGAUUCUUCGGGUUACUGCAUGCAAGCCGGCGAAUGACUGCCACCCAUUCUUUGUGGCGAAAUCGACACGUACGUGGCGAACUAUGCAACGGUCAAAGUGCUUUCCGAACUGGUGACUGUGUGCGCAUCACCGGCUUUCUCCUCACAUUCCUCUCUACACCUCGGCUCUGGCCGCUGCCACCGCCGCCACUCAGGCAACGAGAGGGGAGCACGAUGGGAGGCAAGAAGGCGGGUGGCCAACAGGCCAACGCCGGGAUGCUCUGCUCUGCCCGCGCCACCCAACAUCUAGCUACAUUCGGUCUGGCUGCCAAUCUCCAAUACAACGUCGAGUUGACGAUGAAUGUAGUUCUGUACAUCUGCAUCACGGCAGUGAAGACACUGCGUCACUGCCUCCUGCUCAAUUGCAUGGCGAAUCAGCUGCGUUACCCAAACUCGCACACGUACUACUUCUCCAACACGCUUCUCUGCCUGUUUGCGGAGCAGUCGAAGGAGCGGAUGAAAGAGCUGAUUAGUCGUGUGUUGAUGGAAUCAGGCGCCUAA
Mesocestoides corti is the source of this 957-nucleotide messenger RNA. The record is from the annotation of a GenBank genome assembly. Lineage: Eukaryota; Metazoa; Platyhelminthes; Cestoda; Cyclophyllidea; Mesocestoididae.